GGCCUGGUCUUCAAGCUUGGUUGCAAAGAACGCUUUCACUGUGUGUGAGGUGACUGCUGGGUAGAGGACACGCCAGGACGUCGGGCUGGAGCCUACCACACCUCUUCUGCAAGCUGACUCUUCUACCGCUGGAUGCAACUAUCUGGAGACGGCCAACUUUGAAUUGAUGCUUCAUCUGUGAAUCGGAAUGGAUUUUGAAAACACAUAACCUGGAUUCGUUGUGAGAACUCUACUGGUGGAAUUAACCAACUUUUCUGACGAGUUGUUUCUGGAGGAGGGGGGGAAACCAACCUAAAGCUGACAUGGAUCAAGCAAGCGGCGGGGAAGACCCGAAUAAACCAUCUAAAAAGAAGUCCAGCGAGGACGAGGGUAAAAACAAAAAGCUGAAUAUACACAUAAAAACAUUGGCUGAUGAUAUGCGAGAUCGUAUCACCAGUUUCAGGAAAACAGGGAUGAAGAAGGAGAAACCUCUUAUCCAGCACCCAACAGAUCCCCUCCCCACCCAGACUGAGCUGCCGGUUCCCCAGCCCCUCUUCGACGACAGAUCCAUGAACCUCUCAGAAAAAGAAAUCAUUGACCUCUUCGAGAAGAUGAUGGAGGACAUGAACCUGAACGAGGAUCGCAAAGCCCCUCUGCGUGGAAAGGACCUGAGCACCAAGCGUGAGAUGGUGGUCCAGUACAUCUCAGCCACUGCCAAAUCUAUAACUGGGAGCAAAGUUGCGGGUGGACUGAGGAACAGCAAGCAUGAGUGUACACUUUCAUCCCAAGAAUAUGUCCAUGAACUGCGUUCGGGCAUCACAGAGGAAAAGCUGCUCAAUUGCCUGGAAUCCCUCAGAGUAUCUCUCACGAGUAAUCCUGUCAGCUGGGUUAAUAACUUCGGUCAUGAGGGUCUCGGCCUUCUUCUGGAUGCUUUGGAGAAGCUCCUGGACAAGAAACAGCAGGAGAAUAUUGACAAACGCAACCAACACAAACUCAUCCAGUGCUUGAAGGCUUUCAUGAACAACAAGUAUGGACUGCAAAGGAUCCUGGGAGACGAGCGGAGCUUGUUGCUCCUGGCACGAGCGAUCGACCCCAAACAGACCAGCAUGAUGACGGAGAUCGUCAAAAUCCUCUCCGCUUUCUGCAUUAUCGGAGAGGAAAACAUCCUGGAUAAGAUUUUAGCUGCCAUGACAAUCGCUGCAGAGAGGAACAAUAAAGAGAGAUUUGCUCCAAUUGUGGAAGGACUGGAGAACCACGAGGCCCAGCAACUCCAGGUCGCCUGCAUGCAGCUGAUCAAUGCCCUGGUCACCUCCCCUGAUGACCUGGAUUUCCGGAUACAUCUACGCAAUGAAUUUUUAAGAUGUGGCCUCAAGAAGAUCCUUCCCGAGCUGAAAGAGACGGAGGAGCUCGACAUCCAGCUGAGGGUAUUCAAUGAGAACAAGGAGGAGGACUCGAUCGAACUCUCCCACCGCCUGGAUGACAUCCGCGCCGAGAUGGAUGAUAUGGGCGAGGUGUACCAUCUCCUGUCCAACAUGGUGAGAGACACCGGCUCAGAGCCAUACUUCCUGUCGAUCCUCCAGCACCUAUUGCUCAUCAGGAAUGACUAUUACAUCAGGCCUCAGUACUACAAGGUGAUCGAGGAAUGCGUGUCUCAGGUGGUCCUGCACCGCAAUGGCAUGGACCCGGACUUUGGCUACAGCAGACGAUUAGACGUGGAUUUCACCCAGCUGAUCGAUCAGUGUGUGGAUAAAGCCAAAGUGGAGGAGAGUGAGCAGAAGGCUGUGGAGUACUCCAAAAAGUUUGAUGAGGAGUUCAGCGCUCGGCAGGAGGCUCAGGCCGAGUCUCAAAAGAAGGAAGAGAAAAUCAAAGAGUUGGAGGGGAAGAUCCAGGCUCUGGAGUCCCAGAUUGCAGCUGGCCCGGCUGCCCCUGGAGCGCCACCCGCCCCGCCGCUGCCCGGUGGUGCAGCCCCCCCGCCCCCUCCGCCACCCCCUCCUCCCCCACCGGGCGGCGGCCCGCCUCCGCCGCCUCCUCCUCUGCCCGGCCACGCAGGCAUCGCGCCUCCUCCGCCGCCUCCGCUGCCGUUCGGUGGACCCCCGCCACCUCCGCCUCCCCCGGGCUGUGGACCCCCACCUCCUCCACCUCCCUUUGGGGGCCCAGGCGCACCUCCACCACCUCCCUCAUUGCCUGUUGUCAAGCUGCCUUAUGGACUCAGUCCAAAGAAGAUCUACAAGCCAGAAACCGUGAUGAAGAGGGUCAACUGGACCAAGAUAGUGCCUCAGGAAAUGGCGGAGAAUUGCUUCUGGAUCAAAGUCAAAGAAGAGAAGUUUGAGAAUCCUGACCUAUUUGCUCAGCUCUCCCUCUGCUUCUCGUCACAGAGCAAAGUGAGACACGACCUGAAAGAUGAAACUGACAAUAGAGUGCCACAGUUCAAGAAGAAGGCGAAAGAGCUUCGAAUCUUGGAUCCCAAGACUGCACAGAACCUUUCAAUUUUCUUGGGCUCGUUCCGUCUGCCUUAUGAAGAGAUCCGGGACAUUGUGCUGGAGGUAGACGAGGAGAGACUGAGCGAAUCACUCAUCCAGAACCUGAUAAAGAACCUGCCGGAGCAGAAAGAUCUGAGCGCGCUGGCGGAACUAAAGGGUGAAUAUGAAGAGCUGGUGGAGUCGGAGCAGUUUGGCAUUGUGAUGAGUUCGGUAAAACUCCUGCGGCCUCGUCUGAAUGGCAUCCUGUUCAAGCUGACCUUCGAAGAGCAGGUGAACAACAUCCGGCCGGACAUCAUGAACGUGACGUUCGCCUGCGAGGAGGUGAAGAAGAGCGAAAGCUUCUGUAAACUCCUGGAGUUGGUUUUACUGGUCGGCAACUACAUGAACGCCGGCUCAAGGAACGCCCAGACGUUUGGUUUCAACAUCAGCUUCCUCUGCAAGCUCCGGGACACUAAAUCCAUCAGUCAGAACACAACACUUCUUCAUUUCCUGGCUGAGAAGUGUGAAGAACAUUUCCCGGCGAUUCUGAACUUCCCAGAUGAACUUGAACAUGUGGAAAGUGCCAGCAGAGUGUCUGCCGAGAUCUUAAAGAGCAGUUUGACCACCAUGGAGCGCCACAUUCAAAGGCUGGAAAACGACAUUGAAAACUUUCCCAAAAAGGAUGACCAGCAAGACAAGUUUGUGGAAAAGAUGUCGGGUUUCUGCAAGCAUGCCAGGGAGCAGUACGAAAAGCUGUCCACCAUGCACAAGAACAUGCAGAAGCUCUACGAGAGCAUCGGCAGCUACUUCGCCUUUGACCCCCAGUUGGUCAGCGUGGAGGAUUUCUUCGGGGAGCUGGCCAACUUCCGCAUCCUCUUCCUGGAAGCAGUGAAGGAGAACCACAAGAAGAAGGAGAUGGAGGAGAAGAUCAAGAGAGCCAAGCUGGCGAAGGAAAAAGCGGAGCGCGAGAAGCAGGAGCGCCAGCAGAAGAAGAAGCAGCUGAUUGACAUGAACAAAGAAGGAGAUGAAACUGGUGUGAUGGAUAGCCUAAUGGAAGCUCUACAGUCCGGAGCUGCGUUCCGUGAUCGGCGGAAACGGACGCCGCGCAACGGUGAUCAAAGCCCCUCCAGUCCAGCCUCUCGGUGGCCGGGUGCUAACUAUGGUAACAGAACCCUAGACAACCGGCGCGCGGUGCUGGAAAGGUCUCGCUCACGCCACAACGCAAAUCACCAAGCUCGAUGAUCAGCCGCGCCUACCACAGGACGCUAGAUAAGUGCCAAAGAGGCCUGCGAGGAGGAGACCAGGAGGACGUCUGAAGGAGGGAGCGACCACUUUCGUCACUGUGGUGCACACACACACGCUCAAAAAGGACUCACACAAACACACACUCAUGCAGGACCAAGUACUGAAAAAGACGCAGCAGAGAAGUGAAGAAUCCGACUUUUUUAAUUUUCAUCCUCUUCACCUUACAUAUUUAUUCAAUAAUUUCUCAUCACUUUGAAUGUUUGUGUCCUCCCUCCCGAGUUUGAUUGAAAAAAAAAAAGCAUAUUUUAUGCCCAGUGCUUUUUGAAAAUGAAAAAAAAAAGAAAUUCAUUGUUUGAAAAUCCAUUUUAAUUUUUUCAAGUCCAAACCUUCUGCUUUAAUCAUUUUAUAAUCACAACGCUACAUUUCACAAACAGUUUUGCCAGAAAACAUCACGGCGAAUUGAAGGCAUUCUGCCUGAGGGGACGAGCGGAGCGUUCGCCGUCCAUUCACUCGUUCAUCUGUCCUUCGAGCGGCGGACGGGGCACCGACCUGCCGACGACGAGUCGCCGUUUCUUUACGCCAUUCACGUCAAUAUCCCUCACUUCAACCAACAUCAAGACAAUUCCCAGCGCCAAAUCUGAAAAAGAAGCCCCCAUGAAUCAUGUCAUCACGUACCCCCCCCCAUCUGCGCCAGUAUGUCAGCGCAUGUGACUCACCGAUCUCCAAACUGUAAUCUCCCUUUUUUGACAAGAUGCAUUUUAUUUUUAGUUGUGUAAUAUCUAGCCGGACCCUCAGGGCGCUGAUCUCUGUCCCAAGGUCGCCUUCGCUGUUAACAUGAGAGACUGACACAUUUUUAAAUGCAUAUAACAGCCUGCAGGAACCAACAGGAACUCUCCGACCUCUGCCGCGGUCACACACGGCUUCUCGGCGCACGGCGUUUGAUCAGGCAGAGGUAGUCCUACACCUCUCUUAUUAAUCUGUUUUAAUCUGUGUGGCUUUUUUUAAAAAAAAUGUACAGACUCUAAUAAAAGACACUGGGUUAUUAAUCUGCCUGGAGACCAGUGGUUAGGAGUUUGCUCCUUUGUGAAUUCCCACUGCAGAUUUUCAAUUGAUUUUUUUUUUUUCCCCUUUGGGUUCUUAAAUGCUUAAUAAAAAAAAAAAAAAGCCUUUGUAAGAAAAUCAGAAACUCAACAAAGGGACAUGUUUCACUACUUUUUAAAUCUUUAAUUAAUUUAAUUGAAUCAAUACAGAGCUAUUAUUUCACGUGGUUAAAACUGAGAUAUUAACAAGUGUAAUUUAUGUCGUCAACUUUCUUUUAUUUAUAAAUGUAAAGCCCUUUAGGGAACAAAAAAAAAGACAUUCAUAAUCUCCUGGAGGAAUCAUGGCUCAAAGACUAAAGGGUUUAAAACAAACAAACUGAUUAAAAAAAGACUAAGUUUCUUGUCGAGAACUGUGGAGCCACAACAAACAACUUCUCCCACCUGGAGGCGGAUGGACUGAUGCUUGGUGUUUGCUGGUUUCUCCACCGUCGCUGCGGUUUCACGUGAACUAUUUAUUCAUGUAUUCAUGCUCGGGGGCGGCUCUGCCCCCCUAAACUGUAAGCAGAUGCGACUAAAAACAGCCACUGAAUCCACACGGAGACUUGGCACGCCCGGAAAACUCCGCAGAGUGUCCCGACAAUGCCCCGCAUUUCCCCGGCGCUAAUGGCAGAAGUGACCCUUCUACCGUAACACGAGUCGCUCUCCAAACACCAUAACUCUGCUCCGGGCUCCUGUGUGUGUGUGUGUGUGUGUGUGCGUAUGUGCGUCUGUGUUUGGAUUGGGCGGAUUGUGCGCGCGCCAUGCCAGCGCAGUAAUCGGAACAGGAACCCGGGCAAAAUAGGAUUCAGUGUGCUUGACUCCCGGGCUGAAUAGACGGAGAUUUUUCAUUUAAACAAUCUGCCAGCGCUGCUUGUGAUGAGUCUGUUUCAUGAUGCCUCCUCUUCCCAGCCCGCACGCUUCUAAAAAUGCAAUUUUACACAUCAUCUCGGCUCAAGGUGCACCCACAAUGCUCCGAGAAGUCGGCAUAUUUAGGAAGACAAUAAUUCUCCUCUGAGUGCGAGGCUGGAGCAGCCGCACAGAGGAAGCAUAGCGAAUGAGUUUUUCUGCAUAAGGGAUUCUGCACUGAUAGGAGUUUUAAGGGCGUGUUGUAACAGCAGAGAUAGAGAUGUGCCGUCUGAGGCAGUGAUUUCCUCUUUCUAAUUGCUGCUGCACCACAACUGUUUCAAACACUGAGAACAACCACUUCUGUUAUUAUUGUAGUUUCCGCACCACUACCUGCCAGGCUAUGUGGUGUAUUUUUGCCCCAGGAAAAGCGUUUCUUUAAAUAAUGUGACAAAUAUUUUUUUUUUCUUUCAAUUAAUUAAAACAAUGGCAGUUUUCUUUCAUGUGUGCCAACUUUUUUUUUUCUUGGAUUGUUUUUUCCAGUUCUCAGAUUUUUCUGCAAAAUUACAAAAAGGAUUGUAAAAAGAUUAAAAGAGGGAAAAAAAAAACUUUUUAAAAAGUUUUAUUUCAGCCAUUGUUUGAUAAACUUUGUUCCCACUUAAGAACUGCUGUCAUUCAAAGUAGGAAGCUUGAUGUGAUAGUGACGUGGUAUUUCUUAUCUAAAAAGCUCUUCCAUCUUUUGUAGGAUGGAGUUUAUUUGAAGUUCUAGACGAUAAACUUUUGUAACGUUGCCAUCGUAGAAGUUGACGAUUCUCCCUGAGAACAGCCUCUCUGACGUUAAACCCAUGCGACACGAGGCUGAAAAGGCCAAAAUGAAUCAGCUGUUGGAUUCAGCAUGAAAAAUGGAAGAAAAAAAAAAAAAAAAGAAUUUAACCGAAACUUCUACAAUGACAACAUUCCUCCUCAUCCCUGUACAUGGUUGUCGUGUUUCUCUCCCAUUCCAUUUUUUAGGAUAAUCUGAGCUAAGUGUGUUUUUGUAGAGAAAGUAGUGAGAGCUUCCAGGUUGGAGGAACCUGAAGCGGCCCAUCAUGUUAGUAUUUAAAAAAAAAAAAGAAGAAGAAAUAAACAGCUCAUCCUCCUUGUCAUGUUUUCUGCUUGUGACUAACAAACCUCGGCCGGCGAUGCUGAUGGUGAUUGUAAAAGCGAGGAGGCAGGGGUAUGAGAGGCUUCCUCCGGUUCUGCUGGCUCCCUUUCAAAGUCAAGGUUUGCAGCGAUACUCGUCUGACUGUGCACUUUACCUCACCAGGCUACUCUGCUCAGGCAGAGAGAGAGAGAGAGAGAUUUAGGAUUCAUAAAUACAACAUUGCCACUAACAGAGUGAACUAUUUGCAAAGUAUUUUCUUUUAGUAAAUAGUUCCCAGCUGCCACAUAUCCAGUUCUCUCCCGCUUUGUUAGCGCUCGCUAUUGAUCUGCGCGGCCCGAUCGCGGCUGAAUCAACAAACUGUUGACAAACCCUGCCCGGCCACGAUGUGUAAGCUGCCAUAUCCCUGCCUGCCCUCUCUGUUGUCAUCCAGUAUGUUUUAUUGUCUUAAGAAACAUUUAUAUUUGUUACAAGUUUAUUUGUAUCCUUAGAAACAUUAAAAAAAAAAAAAAAAAGCAAAAUGGUUAUGCACACUGUCCUUCCAUAGACUAUGUAAUGGAAUAUGAUACUAAAUAAUAACCACUUUGUUAU
Salarias fasciatus (jewelled blenny) is the source of this 7337-nucleotide messenger RNA. It is a transcript of the gene diaph2, whose product is annotated as diaphanous-related formin 2. The transcript is spliced from 30 exons. Gene Ontology annotation, cellular component: actin filament. NCBI's taxonomy places the organism in Eukaryota, Metazoa, Chordata, Actinopteri, Blenniiformes, Blenniidae. Gene Ontology annotation, biological process: actin cytoskeleton organization; actin filament polymerization. Gene Ontology annotation, molecular function: actin binding; small GTPase binding. The coding region runs from base 303 to 3680 and encodes 1125 amino acids. The record is from RefSeq and is a predicted model, not a curated record.